Messenger RNA from Sphaeramia orbicularis (orbiculate cardinalfish), 3521 nucleotides. RefSeq names its product Tax1 (human T-cell leukemia virus type I) binding protein 1b (gene tax1bp1b). The record is from RefSeq and is a predicted model, not a curated record. The coding region runs from base 146 to 2686 and encodes 846 amino acids. Lineage: Eukaryota; Metazoa; Chordata; Actinopteri; Kurtiformes; Apogonidae. The transcript is spliced from 18 exons.
GUCCCCCUCCGGAAGUGAUGUAAUGUUGUUAUUAUUCCAGGAAGAGGGCAAGGGAAAGCACUGAACUGCGUCAACAAUUGUUUUUAUGACACAUUUGGAUUUUGGACGCUGUUAAACAUGGCAACUUGCCACUGCUGAGUGAUUUAUGGCACUGUUCCUGGAGAGGACUUUAUUAGGCAACAAUAUGGACACAUCAAACUUUGCCCACGUCAUCUUCCAAAAUGUGGGGAAGAGUUAUCUGCCCCAUGCUGCACUGGAGUGUCAUUAUACCCUGACGCAGUUCAUUAAACCCCACCCAAAGGACUGGGUUGGCAUAUUCAAGGUCGGUUGGAGCACAGCGAGGGACUAUUACACAUUCUUGUGGUCGCCUCUCCCUGAGAACUAUGUGGAAGGCACCGCAGUCAACAGAACAGUGGUCUUUCAGGGAUAUUAUGUACCCAACGACGAUGGUGAGUUCUACCAGUUCUGCUAUGUGACCCACAAAGGCGAGAUCCGAGGUGCCAGUACGCCGUUCCAGUUCCGUGCCAACAGCCCCACAGAGGAGGAGCUACUGACGGUGGAAGAUGAAUGUAACUCUGACAUCCUGGUGGUCACCACCAAGGCUGGAUUCCUUGAGCAAAAGAUGGAAGAAGCUCAGAGAGAGAAAGAUGAGCUGGUGAAAAACAUGGCCCUCCUGCAGAAGGAGAAAGAGCAGCUGGAAGCUGAGAAGGAGGGUUUGGUGAAGGAGUGCGAGCAGGAGAAAGAGACCUGUGUCCAACUGAGAAGAGAGAAUCAAGACAUACAGAGUUCCUCCCAGGCCCUGCAAGAGGAGAAAGAAGAGGUCAAGAGGAGACUUGAGGAGGCCACAUCCAGAGUUUUACAGCUGGAAGAGGAUCUGAUUGGAGUCACCCAGAAGGGCUUACAAAAGGAAACUGAGUUGGACAGUCUCAGAGAUAGGGUGAAGAAACUUACAAUGGAGAAGGAUGCAUUUGAGUCUCAUCUGAAGAAUGAGAAAGAUGAGAAGGAACUAUACAAGAUUCACCUGAAAAAUCGUGAGCUGGAGAACACAAAGCUGAGUGCAGAACUGCAGUUGCUGAAGUCUGUGGAUGUAAACAAGGAAAACACAAUUGCCCAGUUCAAAGAGGAGGUGGGACGUCUGCAGGCAUGUCUCACUGAGAAGGAAAAUCAGUACAGAGAGAUCUUGGCCAAAGUUUCACCCAUGGGAGAUAUGAAAGCCCUGAAGGAGCAGGUACGUCAGAAGGAGGAACAGCUUCAAGCCAACCAGCAGCAGUCAGCUUUGUUGGCUGCUGAGUUGAGAGAUGCUUCUAGUAUCCGUGACCGUACCAUGUCUGAACUGUACCACAUGAAGGUGGAGGCCGACGCCCUUCGUCAGGCCAAAGCUGAUGCUCAGACUAAGUGUGCCUGCUUAGAGCGCAUGGUAGAGCAAAUGAAGGCAGAGGCCAAACUGGAAGCUCAGGCCAAAGCUGAGGAAGACAACACUGCAGAUCCAGCUGUUCUAGCAGAGCUGCAGAGGGAGGUGGAGGACCUGAAGCUGCGGCUGCACAUGGCUGCAGAACACUACAAGGAGAAAUACAAGGAGUGUCAGCGACUGCAAAAACAAGUGCUCAGGCUCUCUGAACAGCAAGGGGAACUGAAGAAAAGCUCAGCACAAGAAGCUACAACAAUCCCAGCAUCAGUGAGCCCAGACACAUCUGUCCCAGGAAGUCCUGGUUCAGCUGAUCCCAUGCUGGAAGCCAUCAUCCAGGAGAAGCUCAAAGGCAUUAGCAGAGAGGCGUCUGACAGGAAUGACAAGUACAGGAAAUGCAAGCAGAUGUUAAUGGAGGAAAAGGAACGUAGCUGCAUGUUUGCUGAUGAGUUGGCCAAGAUGGAAGUGAAGUUUAAGGAACAACUGAAGACCAAUGAAAACCUGAAGCUGCAGCUGGCAGCAGAGGAGGACCGGUGCAAGAGCCAGGUAGCUGAGAAGGGACGGGAGCUGAAGGAGCUGAAGGACACACUAGCCCUUGUUGUGAAAGAGAAGGAAAAACUGGAGGGGGACCUCCAGAAGGGUAGCAGCAGCAGCAGCAGGAAAGGGGAUCAGGCGGCUGGUGAGAAAACCAGUCUGGAGAGCAUCCAGUCCAGUGUGCCUUUAUUCCUGCAGUACCCAGUCCCUUACACCCAGGAUGCCCCCACCCCUCUGCUGGUGUCGCAGAGCCCCACCAAGCUGCAUUUUGGGAACCCCUACUCCAUCUCUGACUCAAAAGAUGAGGCAGAUGAAGAGUUCUCCGAUGACCAGCUUCUUCGCCUGCCCCCAGUGGGUCCUCCCUCAUGGGACAGUAAUGUGGUGUGUAUCCAGCCCACCCGCAACCACAGCCGCCCUGAAGGCCACGAGGAGUCAGGAGAAAAACAAAAUAACAACAACAAUGGUAAUUCCAAUGAACAGCCCACAGCCACUGAAACUCACAGCCCAUUUGCAAACGAUGGACAAACUGCCUUUUGCUUUGAUCCCAGCAUGGACAUGAAACGAUGUCCACUGUGUGAAGUCAUCUUCCCACCCAACUACGAUCAGAGCAAGUUUGAGGAGCAUGUGGAGAGCCACUGGAAAAUCUGCCCCAUGUGCAGCGAGCAGUUCCCGCUGGACUGCGACCAGAAGGUGUUUGAGAAUCAUGUGCUUACUCACUUCGAUGGCCAUCCGCUCAACUUCGACUAGACAAACAGAAAAUCAGCACAUCCAGUCUGCCUAUUUCCCGUCACCACCGAAAUAAAUCACUGCACUCUUUUCUGCAUGUAAUGAUGUGAAGAUCUACUCCUUAGGACUAUACUGACUAUCGCUUUGUUACUUCAAUUUAGAGAAACACUUUGAAGUGAUGUGACUAAAAAUGACCUUCUAAUUCAGUGUAUAUUGCAGGGCUACUAAAUCAGUUUGCAAGUUUUUAUAGGUGAAAGAUUUCCCUUCGUUUAGAUUUGAACAAUAAUUUAGGGGGAAAAGACUGUUGUACGUAUACAUUGACUUUAAAUUGACUUACAGUUCUGAGACUACAGGAACGAAUCAGGGAAAAGAGAUAAGUGUUUACCAAACUUACAUUUGAACCAUCCAACCAAAUGCUUCCCCUUGAAACAUCACUGUACAAGUUAUUUGUUCGUUCUUUCUAGAAAGCAGCCUUGAUGCACUGUAUGCAGUCAGGGAGAAUCCUUAACGUGAUUACAUUAAGACAUGAUUAUACAGUAUAUCAUCAGAUCAUCUAUUUUAGAAUAAUUAAAGCCAAUGAUAUCGUGAAAGCCUUGAUACUAUGUGUAUGAUAGGUUUGUUUUAUGUAAGGUUUCCUUUGUUUUGAUUUUUGUAUAUUUAAGUGGCUUUUCUUUGUGUCAGAAUCCUAAAAUCUUUCAUAUCAUUAGCUUAUCAAUCAGUGCAUGCCGAGCUUAUUUUGACUUUUCUCCUUCUGUUCUAUUUUAACUAAUUAAGUUAUUUUAUUCAUAGAAAUGUUUCAUUUGUUAAGUGAGUUUCAUGUAUCUAAUACAAACUAAUAAAGUCUGUUUGAACCCGA